Molecule: messenger RNA, 4896 nt
Organism: Puntigrus tetrazona (Sumatra barb)
Lineage: Eukaryota; Metazoa; Chordata; Actinopteri; Cypriniformes; Cyprinidae
Gene: lrrc38b
Product: leucine rich repeat containing 38b
Exons: 2
Coding region: 1983-2858 (291 amino acids)
Cellular component (GO): voltage-gated potassium channel complex
Molecular function (GO): transmembrane transporter binding; potassium channel activator activity; voltage-gated potassium channel activity
Source: RefSeq, a predicted model, not a curated record
UAAGCUUUUAUAAGUUCACGUCUCAUGGUGUUCAUGACGCUCUCUGGCUCACUUCAUCCUGUACACCAAUAUUUUAGUGAUUCAUAAAAAAUGCAUCGCUGUCUGGCCAUCUGAGAUUUCAGCAUGGAGAUAAGUUAGGAUUAUUAGCACCAAUUUUUUGUUUGCGUCUGUUAGCACCAUUUAUUUUUGCUUUUGGAAUCUAAAGGAGAGAUGAUGGAAUAUAUUUAUGAAUUGAAGACAAUUACUUUUUUUCAGUAUGACAAAUUCAGUUGAUGUGAAACUUUAGGUCAGUUGCAAAGAUCAUCGUCUUCAAGAGGAAGGUUGGCCCACAGAGAAUGUCCUUUUGCAAGAUGCUUUCAAGCCUGCCUUUAUUCUGGAUGAGUGCACUAAGCAGUGAGCUGUAAAUUACAGUAUUCACUCUAGGUCACGACUCUUUCAAAUACCCUAUUAGAUUGCAGACUGAUAGCUUUGUGACCCCAAGAUGCCAUGUUUCACCUUACACUUCAUGUUAUUUUCUGGUUUUCUUUGUGUCGUGACCAAAGUCUGUUUUCAUAAUUCCAUUUACCUGUCUGGAGACACUGAAGGAGCUGUGUGAGAGUCUGACGCUGUCUAGCUCCUCCCUGCUGUCCUUUACUAAGCGGCAAUGAUUGAGUGAACUGCCUGGUGAUAGCUAAAUGAAUGAAGACGUGCCCUUUGCUUCCAGAAACUUCCCUAAUUAACUGUGGCACUGACGUCUGCUUAGUAAAAUAUAAUAAAACAGGGCUGGGUCUGUGUGCUUCGCCUCUGAAAAUCUCUAGGAAUCGAUUUAUGUCGUAUGAAGGUCAAGACAAGAAAAUCACUAGAAUCUAUUACGUGGGUUCAAAUGCUUUCCUUGACAUACAGAAUAGAUUUUUAUAAGAGGCUAAUAAAGCUGAUAAAAGAACACAAAAACAGGACUGCAUGCAAAAUCUGUUGCAAAUUAUGUGACUGUUUAUCUCACAAGGAAAUGACAUCACAUGUUGAGUGCAUGGUCGCCUCGUUCCUCCAUAUUAAACAGCAAAGACAACACAGGACAAAAGCAGUCCAUGAGCCAGCAUGCUGAUAGACUUCCCCCGUUCUCCCCGCCGGUCUCUAAUCUGCAUGCAGACAACUUCUUUGUGGAUAUUUGGAUUUCCUCACCAUAGCAACAGAGCUGCAAAAACGGGCUGUACAACCUCUCAUCAGACACAGUCGUGCCUAGGCAUCGUACGGUGCGCGGGAGCCAGACGAAAGGGAGAUAAGAAGAGGAAAAAGACAACCGGGAAGAGGACACCACUGCCUCGCACCUAAUUCUCUGUGGGAAUUCUCCUCAUUAGGACCAUGACAGCUCAGUUACAACAGCUCCGAAGUGCCAAGGGUCAUGUUGACAGACGCCGGUAGAGCAAUCAUUCCUGCGCUCAGAUGAGGGACAAAUGGAGGGAUGCAACAAUUUCACUCUUUGCUCACCAUGACAGAGCCUCUCUUUGCUGAAUCCUUUUGUGUCAGACCGCCUGGCUUCGAUCAAGCGCGGGUUAAUUGCGAGAGAGCGGCUGGAAGAACACCCCUCCUCUUCCACGCUGCCAAUCUGUUCGUGCCUCUGAUUUUCCACUCAUUCUGCUCUCUGCUUUCUGUUUACCUCUGUCUGCUGCUUUCUCCACCCCUUUCUCUCAGUCUCUCAUGCUUUCGCGCUCACUCCCACAGCUCGCUAUCUCUCCUCCCCUCGUGCCUUCAAAGCCAGCAGUCUGCUCGUCACUCCGGGGCUGCUUGCUACAUGAUCUCUCGGAAAACAGCGUCCGCGUCUUGCUCGAGCUGCUCCAUGUGCAAGCCAUAAGAUUUCUUUGCCCAGGACGGCAAGAUGCUCCUGCGCUGGCACUGAUUCUCGGCUCGAUUUUUCCUUCCCCUCCCCUUUCCUAGUCUUUUGCCCUCUGACCCUCACCCCUCUGCCCCUGACCCUAUUCCCUCUAUUUUCCCCCUCUUUCUUGACCAUGUUGCCAUGUGUCUACCGGCUCCAGCCUGUCCUUGCCUUGCUCUUCUUCGCUUUGUUCACUCAAGGGGAAAACUGUCCAGCAACCUGCCUUUGCCCAGACCCUCACACUGUGGACUGUAGCGGGCGCGGACUGACCCGUCUUCCCGACGAGAUCCCCUUGGACGUGCGGAGGCUGCUGUUGGCAAACAACUGGAUCCCACGGAUUCCUUCAGAUUUCCUCGUGCUCUACAGCGACCUGGUCUACCUGGACCUUCGCAACAACUCGCUCUCACACAUCGAGCCAGGCACCCUUAGCACUUCCUCCAGGCUGGUUUUCCUGGACCUCGGUUGCAAUAACCUGACCGAGAUCCCCAAAGGGACUUUUGGGGAUUCAAGGAGCUUAAUUAAGUUGCGCUUGGGCAACAACCCGCAUUUGAGCAUGAUCAGCGAAGAUGCUUUCAUGGGUCUUACCUCCUUGCGUGAACUAGAACUAGAACGCAAUGCCCUGUCCGGGCUACAGGUGGGUGCCCUGAGCCAGCUGCCCUCUCUCAGGGUGGUGCGGUUAGAGGGCAACCCUUGGGUGUGCAACUGCAACUUUGCCAACCUGUUCACCUGGCUGGUGGAAAACAGUCACAAGCUUCCGAAUGGUAUAGAGGGUAUGGAGUGUUCCUUGCCCACCGACGGACGCCGCGUGCCUCUCAGCCAGCUCUCCCAGGACAGUUUUCGAGAGUGCCAGAUCACGCUCACCCUCACUGAUUUCCUCAUCAUCAUCUUCUCGGGCAUCUCCGUCUCAGUGGCCGCCAUCAUGGCCAGCUUUUUCCUGGCAUCCACUGUCCACUGUUUUCAGCGCUGGAGCAAGGGCACUAAAGGAGACGAGGAGGAGAGUGAAGAAUGAGGAGGGGGUUUAGAGCCGAGCGACCUUCAAUCUGAUUCAGAGCUGCCAGUUCCUGACAGAGUUCAAACAAACAGCGUGACUGAACAGACACCAGGUAGAACUCGAGCAGAAAUAACCUGAUUGAUAGCGUCAGCACUAAUAAAGUGACCAGUAUGGACGCAGCACCCUCAAAAUCGAAGGAUAUUUGGUACGAAAGCAAGCCUUAGUAUGCAAACUUCCAGGGAUUUACUUGUUAAAGGAAAUUCUUUGAGAUCUUGUCCUGCAGUAGAGUUUCAGUGUUGUUGAAUACUCGUGUCCGUAGAGUUUCCCUUCAUGUCGUCAAUAUAAAGUUAGCAAAAUACAACCGUGCUACUUGUUGAUCGUGCCAAAAUAGCACCGGUAGACAGCGAUGGUUCAGACAUGCGCUGAUGAGCAACGAUGAGGAAUUGUCGCUUUACAAGUUUCGCAAGGAAAUGUUGCAUCUUUAUACAGCCAAGUAUACAUGAUAGAAAGCCAUUUUCCUUCGAGUUUCAAAGAUGGGAAAAAUAACGUAGAACAGAAAGCGUUACCUAAUAAUUGAAAGGAUAGAGCUUAAUGUGAAUAGUCGUGUCAAAUACCGCACUUUAAAUGGUCCUACCUGACAUCGGCCCUCAAACCACCAGGUAUAUACACUGGUUCAGCCCAGAUCUGCCAAAGAAUGCUUUGACUGAGGGACUGAGGUUAAUGUGUUUUGAAAUAUAGAUUUAUUUUUCUUUAAAGAAAGUUUGUGAUCUUAGCGAGAUUACAUUUAUUUAGCGUAAUUACGGUACUACUCACAUAUAAUGAUAUAUAAUAUCCUUAAUGUGACUAAAGACAAUAUCUACGAGAUGGAGAUAGGUUCAUUCUACAAAUGUCAUUAUAUUAUAUUCAACAACUCAUGUCUUAAAAGUAUAUUUGAAAAGGUGUACAGUGGGCCCAAAAUGUGUUUGGGCAGUUAAGUCAGACAUUGCAAUACGUAACAAAAUAGCGAACUAAGCAAAAGAUUCCUUUUUGGUUGAAAACAAAACAACAACAAAAUAAUUAGACGAUACUGUCAUUAUUAAAAAGGUAAAUUUAAUGAAUAUAUACACAAUCAAAAUGUGGUAAAAUGCAACUGCAAAAAAGUUCCACAAAAGUGAAAUUGUGACUGAUUAAAGGUUCGGCAUUCCUCAUAUCAAGUGUCUAAAUAUGUUCUGAGGCCACUGUACCUUCAAGCGUCUACAGAUUGCUGUCUAGUGUCGAUUAAUACUAAUACAGUGUGUAACUAACAGGCAUACAUUUCUGUUCAUAAUGUCAAUUCCAUCAAGAAAAUUGUUUUGUCAAUAGAGCGUACGGCGGAAACGAUUUCCGAAUGUCAGAAAAAGACAUUUGAUUGUUUGUGUUUUCCUUUAUGAACAUGUCUGUCGGUCUUGCUUCUUUCAUAUCCUUAUUUGAAAGGGCUUCACCCGUCUAUAGAAUUAGGUAUUUUGCACAAUUUUAAGAAUCACUUCAUUAACAUCCUAAUAUAUCACCAUCCUCUGUUCCAUUGUUGCUGUCGACAGAUGCUCUGGAUGUACUAUUUCGAGAAUAUAUAGCUCUUUUUCCCAGACAGGUAUCACAACUUCAUUUUUGCGGUGCAUGCAUUAUUAAUUGGAUGUGUGAAAUGAAGCAGACGGUGUGCUAGCCUUCAAAAAUGUUGGGGAUGGAAAAAGAAAUCAUUGUGAUUCAAAGACCAUCUUAUUUUAAAGGAAUUCCAUUCUGCUCACAGAACCUCAGCCAUCAUAUUGUGUUGGAUGUAAGAAGCGCGAAUGCAUAUUAAUGUAAUGUAAAUGUUCUGGUGUCAGGACACGGCUGACCCAUAUGCACAAACUUACAAAGCUAGACUGUAGCAUGGUAUCAUCAGCAGAACUCAAACCUGCAGCUGUAAUAUUGUCAUAUUGAAGGAUUUUAUUUUUUUCCCCCACGUAUGUACUGAAAUAGCUGUUCAGCCAACCAGAAAAAAAAAAUAAAAUCUUUGUAUUUGCAGGUGAAACGAAGCAUUAAAAGAAAAUCAAACUGUAAA